AGCCUAAAUGCAUACAUAAAGGAGCUCAGCUGCUAUUUCAUUUGCAGAUAUCAAAACAUUAUGGCAGAAGAAGUGAAACUUUUCAGAACAUGGUCCAGUCCUUUUUCCCUGAGGAUUGUUUGGGCUCUCAAAAUCAAAGGCGUAGAGUAUGAAACCAUAUUUGAAGAUCUCUACGACAAGAGCCCUUCACUUCUCCAGUAUAAUCCUGCCCACAAAAAGAUUCCAAUUCUUGUACACAGUGGAAAACCGAUCGCUGAAUCGUAUGUCAUUCUUGAAUACAUUGAUGAGACAUGGAAGGAAACUCCCUUGUUGCCUGAAGACCCUUACGAGAGAGCCAUGGCCCGCUUCUGGGCCAAAUUUGGUGACGAUAAGGUUUUGACAUCAAUUGUUUGGGGUGUCUUCAUCAAGGAAGGGAAAGAACAGGAGGAAGCUAUGGUUGAAGCCAUGAAGAAUCUCUGGCUCUUGGAAGAAGAGCUGAGAGGAAAGAAGUUCUUUGGUGGAGAAAGAAUUGGGUUUCUUGAUCUUGCAUUGGGUUGGCUUGCUAACUUCAUCAGCAUAUUGGAAGAUGUAGCUGGCCUGAAAAUCGUGGAUGAGGACAAGUUUCCGUUGCUGUCGGCAUGGAUGAAAGACUUUGCGGAUUCUCCAAUAAUCAAAGACAACUGGCCACCUCGAGACAAGAUGAUUGCCAAGUUCCAGGCCCUUCGCGAUGAGAAACUUGCAGCAGCAGCAGCAGCAUCUAAAUGAACCAUCUCACAAUGCCUAUAACAAAGAUUUGGAGUCCAUGAAGUAGUAUGAAUAAGAAUCAAAAUGAUACAUGUCAUGAUUCACUGUGUGCGCGCUAUUUUAAUAUUUCCAAGUAUCAUAAAGAGAGGUCCCGAUUCUCUUCUUUCUUAAUGAAGAACCGUCAAGGGGUCAUCAUCUCAUCAUCAUAAAUAUUCUCAGCUCUUUUUAGCAUGCAACAAUAUGCUUCAAUGUUAUGUUGAAUAUGGGAUUAAUGAAA
This is a messenger RNA of Vitis riparia (riverbank grape), 1000 nucleotides long. Its product is annotated as probable glutathione S-transferase. Bases 61 to 744 code for a protein of 227 amino acids. Gene Ontology annotation, cellular component: cytoplasm. Gene Ontology annotation, biological process: glutathione metabolic process. NCBI's taxonomy places the organism in Eukaryota, Viridiplantae, Streptophyta, Magnoliopsida, Vitales, Vitaceae. Gene Ontology annotation, molecular function: glutathione transferase activity. The transcript has 2 exons. The record is from RefSeq and is a predicted model, not a curated record.